This is a messenger RNA of Podarcis raffonei (Aeolian wall lizard), 2620 nucleotides long. It is a transcript of the gene AGT, whose product is annotated as angiotensinogen. NCBI's taxonomy places the organism in Eukaryota, Metazoa, Chordata, Lepidosauria, Squamata, Lacertidae. The transcript is spliced from 5 exons. Gene Ontology annotation, biological process: regulation of systemic arterial blood pressure by renin-angiotensin. The record is from RefSeq and is a predicted model, not a curated record. Gene Ontology annotation, molecular function: serine-type endopeptidase inhibitor activity. Bases 310 to 1683 code for a protein of 457 amino acids.
AUACUGUGAGGAGACAGCAAGCUCGGAACUGAUGAAGCGGCCUCCUCGGCCAAUGUUUGCUCUUCUCACGAGGAAAAGGAAAGAGCAAUGAUUACAAAUACAUGGAAAAACACAUAUCCCAGGACACUGUGCAUUGGAGUCAGAGAGCAGAGGGGGCAGCUAAUGUGUAACUUAGGUUAGGCAAUCAGGGGGAUAAAAUAGGAGCACAAAUUGUCACUUGGAGUCAGAUCCUGAGCGCAGGAAACGGCAGGAGAUCCACUUCACAAGACAGUGAGUGUGAGAGAGACAUCGCUGAAGUUGCAGUCAAACAUGAACCCCGGAGUGAGUUUUUUGUGCUUCCUUCUCUGCAUUACCAUUGUGGGCUGUGACCGGGUCUACGUCCACCCAUUCUAUCUGUUCGACGUAGGAAACCUAACUGGUUGCAAGAAAGUGGAAGACAGGGAACAGCAGGUGAAUAAUUUUGUCCCCGUCUCAAAUUUAUCUCACAUCAGUUCGGCACAUGAGGAGGGUGUCAGAAACAAGAGCGAGGGAAGAAGUCAUUUACGGAGAGAGCUGAGAGACCCCAUUUAUAUUAUUGGUGCACGUUUCUAUGAACAACUCAGGAAAAUGCACAAGGAAGAAAAUAUUCUUCUGUCCCCCACAUUCAGCUACGAGUCCUUGCUAGCCUUCUAUAUAGGGGCCUCUGGUGAAACAGCAAAGGAAUUGCAGAUUUUUUUAGGAUUUGACUCCUCAUCCGUUAAUCCAAACUGCACCUACAGAAUUGAUGGGCGCAAAGUAUUCUCUGUUCUGAGCAGCAUUGCUAAAAGUCCAUUUCACUCAAAAGAAGAUGAUCAGCUGUUCUUCUCGAAGUUCUCCUGGCUUUUCUCUGCCCCCGAAAUCCGUUUAUCCGAGUCCUUUGUCAAUGAUUUGGUCUUUCCAAACAUGAAUCUCUUCGUACGAGCUGUGGACUUUACAAACCCCACAAAGGCAGCAGAAGAAAUGAAUGCUUUUGUCAAAGGCACCCACCAAAGUAAGAGUUUGCUGGCAGACAUUGAUCCAGAAACUAACCUCCUGUUAGCAACUUACACUCAUUUGAAAGUCUCUGUGAAGGGAGCCUCCCUACUGAAAGAACCUCAGGAAUUCUGGCUCAGUUCACACAAAACAAUCCCUGUACCAAUGAUGAGAAUAACCGGAACCUUUCAGCAUAAAUGUGAUCCCAGCCAGAACAUUUCUUCCAUCAAAAUUCCUCUUAGCCAGGAUUUAUUUCUGCUGCUUUUGCAGCCCACCAAUAACAGUGACCUGGCCAGUGUUGAAAAUCAAUAUUCCAUGAAGGUUCUUUCCAACGAAUGGCUGGUGGGACUGUCCCCAAGACAAAUCCAGCUGACUUUGCCAAAGGUGUGCUUGGAAAGCACAUAUGAUAUACAGGAACUCCUUGGCAAAAUGCCCCUGUCUUACCUGCUUGGAAAUAAAGCCAACCUCACACGACUAAGUGACAACAACAUAACUGUUGGGAAGAUCAUAAACCAGCAGCUUUUGGAGCUCACUCCCAUGACAGCAGAUGAAGCAACAGACUCCACAGCAGGAAGUCAAGACACCGAGGCGCUCAAAAUAACACUGGACAAGCCAUUUUUGCUAGCAGUGUAUGAAAUGUCAGGCACACAGCUUUAUUUUGGCAGAAUAACAAAUCCCCUGAAAGGAACAUAAACUUCCACAAGGGGGGUGGUGGCUUUCCAGACUUCAUUUGAUCUUUUCCUUGCUUAGCAACUGUUUUUAGAAUCCCACCGAGUCCUAAUUAGAGAUUUUGAAAUGGCAAAACUGAUGUAUCUUUCGAUUAUAAUAUUGAUAAAAUUAUCAAUAGCAUUUAGCAACAUCUUUAUUCCAUUAAGGGGAUAGCGUGAGGGUAGAUCUGUUUACACCAACAUCUAGGGUGCCACACAAAUGCCAUAAUAUUGUACUUUGCCUGUUGCAUGUAACUGCUCAGUAAGCCAGUCAUCUGUACUGUUCUGCCAAGAAAAGUUUAACAUACUUUUGUACCUGAUUAUCACUUGCUCAGUGGUUGGAUAUUCAUUAACUGGAUUAUCCCAAUGCCUUAUUUACUUGAAUUAAUAAUGCUAUUCUAAUAGGUGUGCCGUUUAAGCAACCCCAGUGAAAAUAGUCUUAGGUCAGUUUCUUUCAAAUAAGAAUUGUUGUUUGGACUUUUUUUAAAAAGGAGCAUAAAGAAUAGUUUUCUAUUCUUUGCAGCACUUUUCUUUUUCAUAAUUUCCUGUUCACUUAUCAAGAUUCAGCCCCUAUUGUAGAUGCUAUUUAAUCUCAACGUUUAGUAAGCCAGGUUUUCCUUUUUAUUAGAUUCACCCCCCUCCCUAAAUCCUCUAGGUUCUCACCAUAAUUUUAUUAGGUGUGUAUCAUAUUGCAGGUUUAAUUUGCAUGCUGGCUUCUCACCUGAGACACCAAAGCAGCUCCAGAGCAAAAAUAAAUAAAUAUUCUGAUUAUCAAGCAAUAUUGAAUCAAAAGGUUGGAAAAGAAGAUACUGCUAGAAGGUAACACAGAUAAAGAAUGAAAAUAGAAGUACUGGUUGAUAUCAGGAUAUUUUGCCAGUACUUCAUCACCUGCACUAGUUUCCAGCCCAUUUUGGAGCUCAAUU